This is a messenger RNA of Homo sapiens (human), 4201 nucleotides long. It is a transcript of the gene IER5, whose product is annotated as immediate early response 5. The transcript has a single exon. Gene Ontology annotation, cellular component: cytoplasm; nucleus. NCBI's taxonomy places the organism in Eukaryota, Metazoa, Chordata, Mammalia, Primates, Hominidae. The record is from RefSeq and is marked validated. Bases 204 to 1187 code for a protein of 327 amino acids.
GUUUAGCGACCGGACCCGAAACGGGGAAGUUGUCUUGUUUGGAGAGGUUAGUAGAGCAGCGCGCGCGUCACCAGAGUCGUUUCUCUUCGGAGUCUUAGGUGAUCGAGGGUGUGCCCAGGGGGCGGACUUGUUUGCGCCUCCCGUUCCCUCCCAAUUUCCAAACGUGUCACCCCGGCGCCGACGGCCCUGUGCAGGGGAAGCAGAUGGAGUUCAAGCUGGAGGCUCAUCGCAUCGUCAGCAUCUCUCUGGGCAAGAUCUACAACUCGCGGGUCCAGCGCGGCGGCAUCAAGCUGCAUAAGAACCUCCUGGUCUCGCUGGUGCUGCGCAGCGCCCGCCAAGUCUACCUGAGCGACCCGUGCCCCGGCCUCUACCUGGCCGGUCCCGCUGGGACCCCGGCGCCGCCACCGCAGCAGCAGCCCGGGGAGCCGGCGGCCGGGCCACCCGCCGGCUGGGGAGAGCCGCCCCCGCCCGCCGCUCGUGCCUCUUGGCCGGAGACCGAGCCGCAGCCGGAGCGCUCCUCCGUCUCAGACGCGCCGCGGGUAGGGGACGAGGUGCCGGUGGCCACGGUGACUGGAGUCGGGGACGUUUUUCAGGGCGGAGAGGCGGACGCGACGGAAGCUGCCUGGAGCCGCGUGGAGGGGCCGCGCCAGGCGGCGGCCAGAGAAGCCGAGGGUACCGCCGGAGGCUGGGGCGUCUUCCCCGAGGUAUCUCGUGCCGCGCGCCGCCCCUGCGGCUGCCCCCUAGGCGGGGAGGACCCGCCGGGUACACCGGCCGCGACCCCCCGCGCUGCCUGCUGCUGCGCGCCGCAACCAGCGGAGGACGAGCCCCCCGCGCCGCCCGCGGUGUGCCCCAGGAAGCGCUGCGCGGCGGGGGUGGGCGGCGGCCCAGCGGGCUGCCCGGCGCCCGGCUCGACCCCGCUCAAGAAGCCCCGCCGGAACUUAGAGCAGCCGCCGAGUGGAGGAGAGGACGACGACGCGGAGGAGAUGGAGACCGGGAACGUGGCUAACCUCAUCAGCAUCUUCGGUUCCAGUUUCUCGGGACUCCUACGGAAAAGCCCCGGGGGCGGCAGAGAGGAAGAGGAGGGAGAGGAGAGCGGUCCGGAAGCCGCCGAGCCCGGGCAGAUCUGCUGCGAUAAGCCGGUGCUGAGAGACAUGAACCCCUGGAGCACAGCCAUCGUGGCCUUCUGAGCCCUUGGCCCCCCUGCGGGGAGGAGGUGGAGCAGCGGGCGUCCCCGAAGUGAGGGCCAGGCCCUUCCCGGCUGCGAGGACGCCCAGAGACCGCGGGCGCUGAGCGCGUUGGGCAGACUGGUUGCCUCUGGGCAUCGCAAACUGCCCCCGGGCGCAUCUGGCUUAUCUGGAGACCUGGGAGCUUGAGGCUCAUUGGAAGAGGACGAUCGUUAACUUUUGUGUUUGUGUAUGUCUGUGUAUGUAAGUUUGUCUUGUGGCAUUAAGACUAUUUUGCUCUUCUGGAAUGCACCACUCCUUCCCCAGGGUUUAAGAGAUUGGGGGCAGACAGGGACUUUCCUCUGCCGGCUGCGUGGAGAAGGAAGCGGCUAAAAGGUUUGGGCCGGGGAGUUCCCCAUUCGUUCUCCGGGGAGGGAGGGACUUUACACCUACCCCUCACCGGAAAGCUAGACCCGCUUCAGGGCCAGGAGUGGCGUUUCCGCACAGGAUUUCCUAAGACGAGAGGGAUUUAGCCAAGAGCACAGACUUGGAUUCCUUCUGUCCCUCCCCACCUUUCUCUCCCAAUGAAGAAACGUUUAUAUCCUGUGAUUACUCUAGGAAAGGGGCGUAUUAACGGUCCUUUGCUUCCCCGCAGGGGAGAAAAAGCUUGACGAACUUCACAGAAGAGUUCAAGCUUGGAAAUAAUGGAGUUUAUAGAGAAAAGAUAUAUUUUUAAAAGCUCUAGGUCAGAAGUACUACACAGUGCUUUUAAAAAGUGUUUAAUGAGAGUUUACAGACAGAAGCCCGAAGUGGAAAGACCUUAUGGUUUUGUAGAUAUGGUGACUCCAGUCUUUGUUGUAUAAAGGUUGGGGGAGCUGAUAAGGUUUUUGUACAGUAUUUUCUCCUUCGUUGUAUUGAUUUUUGUAUAAAAAUGUAACUUCUACGUGUCUAACACGUAUUAAAUAUUUUGAAGCAACGUAACUGCCUGCUUGUCUGUAAUAACCUGCCUGGGUUGGGAGGGAAGUGGGAGGAGGGAAACCAGGGCCUGAGCUAGAAAAUUGAAGGUGUGGUUCUUAGUAUCAGUCAUUCGCAGACUGAGGACAUUGUUUACUGACUCCACUAAGUAUCAAGAGAGACACGUUUAAUUUUUCCUCCUAGAUCAGAGGACUGCUAUUAGAUACUAAUAUCGGCGACCUGUCAGGUUCUAGAAACCUGCCACUACAACUGCCUUUUCUAAGGUCAGUUUAGACCAAUUUGUCACCCAAUAUGUGGGUGUCUAAUACUAAGUAAUUUAACCAACUUUUGAAGCCCCGCUUAUCCACAAAAAUGUUUUUCAGCAAAACUUUGUUUCCUGUUAAGCUAUUAAUACGGGUCAUCUUUUAGCUUUGUAAUUGAAAAAAAAAAAGUUUAGAUAGUAGUUUACCUUAAAAGCCCAUUCGAACUGACAUAGGAAGAUGAAAGAGACUGACUUGUCCAAAUUGUCAGGUCCACCUCUGCAUCACAGUGGAUGUCAGGAUGUAAAUUUUCAGUUUUUCUCUUACAUCUAGAAAGUAAAUAUAUUGCUGAGAGGGAAAUUGUUUGCAUCAAACCAGAUAAGGAAGGAGGGCUAGGCAAAUUUAGUUCUCAUUUAGCAAAACUUCCUGAUUUGUUUUGUUACUUAAAUGGUGACAUCAGUGUUUGGUCAUGGUAGACACUUAGGUGAUGAUAGCCAAAACAUCCAUCGAUUUUACUAAAAUCACUGCCAUUAAGAGAGUUUUUUGUCUCUUCAUGUUCAAUGUUUGAAAGGUAUUCAGUAAUCUAUUUCAGAAGCAAAUCAAUUAGGGAAUGGUGUUUAUUAAAAUACGGUACAGUUGCCAGGACUUUAAAAGAUGGUACUGGUUUCUAACAACUUACGAGUAUAUAGGGUAUUUAAAAGAUGGGAGAGAUUGAAGAAAGACAAAGGUUUAAAGGUCAUAGCCUUCGAGCAUAAGAGGCAUAUGAAUGGUGUCUUGGCCUUAACUCCCAAUUAUACGAACUUCUGUUUUAGCUGAAUAGGCCAGUGCCUCGUGCCUUGAUAUUUCGGCAAAUCUAUUAGUGGUUCCUUAAGCAUAGGGAACUUUGUACUUUAUGCUCUGUCGCCAUAAUAAUGUAUUUAUAGAAUUAAACAUUCUCAAAUUAGGGUCUUGUUAAACUGACUUUUUCUUUCAGAAAGUAGCUACUUAAAUUCUGUUACAGCUACAAAAGAUCCAUCAAGUGCUGACUGCUUAAACUGAAGAAGGUGUCCAGGGCCUUAAUUCUGCAAACAUUUCCUGUUGUUAGAAAGUAUGAUGCUUGAACAGCGAUCUCAGUGUAUUUUAUGUUUUAAAGGGGGUAACGUUUGGUGUGUUUAAGAGAGCUGAUGUGUUUUGGAUGAGACUAAAGUUGAUCCUUGGUUUUACAUUAAGAUGAACCUGGGUCCAUGUGUCUGCUUAAAGAAUGUAAAUUGGCAUACUUGAUAGGAGGAUAAAGCUUUGUAGGAAUUAGAAAAGAUCAUUCUCUUUUUUGUUGCAGAAGCAGUAUAGUAUAGUAGUUAGAGCAUGGGCCCUGGAGCCAGGCUGCUUGGUGUCUUCCUUUAUUUAUUUAUUUAUUUAAUUAUAAAAAGUAAAUAUAAAGUGAGCUAUGUUGACCAGGUUCGUCUUGAACUCCUGGCCUCAAGCAAUCCUCCUGCCUCAGCCUCCCAAAGUGCUGGGAUUACAGGCAUGAGCCACCACAACCUGGCCUGCUUGGGUUUUUCUAUCUUGGCUCUGCCACCUAGCUGUGGGUCCUUGGACAAGUUACUUCAUCUCUCUGUGCCUCAGGUUUUUCAAAUGUAAAAUUGGGAUAAUUGGAUCUGUCUCAUAGGGUUGUGAAAAUUAAUGAGUUAAUGCUCUUAGAAGAGUACCUCAUAUGUAAUAAGCACGCAACUGUUAAUUAUUGUUAAUGUAGAAGUUAAUUCUGUGUAUAAAUCAGAUACACUGUGGUCAAAGAUUUGUGUGUAUUUGUAAGAAAAGAGGAGAAUGGAGAAUCUAUUUUUAAGUGGU